AUGUCUGUACAGCAGCUCCACACAAGUUUCACUUCAGACUAUACAGCAUCAAGCUAUCUUUGUUUUCACUAAGUUGUUUCAAUUUUCAUGGAUUUAACUUCAACCACAGCCCAUAUUCAGUUACUUCGGGUGCUGAUCCAGCAGUCUGUGGACCUCCGAGGACCCCAGAAACCUAUAGAUCUGCCACUGAACAGCUGGAAAGAGAAGACGUGACAGAAGUACAGGGGAUAAAAUUCAGGUGCUAAAGAACAUAGGGGAUGCGAUAGCAGGAGUGCUUCCGGACCUUCCUGAUCAACUUGUCAAGUCAGUUGAACAUACUUUGAAAACACUUGGUGCGGCAACCACAGAUGAUUUAAAGUACAUUACAGAAAAUGACUUGCUGCCAGUGUUAAAGCCCAUACAAGCCCGAAGACUGGUUGCUGCCUGGACCCAAAAUAGUGAAUUCUCAGGGACUUUAACACCAAAAUCUAUGCAUUCAUCUCCAGUGGAUGUCUCUCCCUCUCCACCUUCAAUUUCUUCUUCACCAGCAUCAUCCACCAGUACUUCAUCACCUUCAGGAAUUUGUACACCAUUAAUACCAAACUGGUUAGAGACAUUUGAAAUACCAUGGCAGAGGUUCCCUGAGGAGUUGGUACAGAACUUGGAAAGACAGAAAAGACCAAGUGCAAGACAAAGGCGAGAAAUGGUAAGGAUCGUGGUCUCUGAAAUAAUGAAGAUUUGUAAGAAUCCAACCAAACACAACACUACAGAGAUAGCAAAAAGGAUGGUGGCCAGGUAUCCAAAGUCUCUGCAAGAUGUUAUUGAUGGUGAUGUUAUUGGACCAGGAUAUCAUUCUCUGGUGAAGCAACUUCAGGCAAGAGUUGAAAAUGUCAAGCGACAUGACACACCAAGGGUUAUAAAGCGCAAAGCAGCAUCAGAUGAUGAUGACACAGAUGAAAUACCUGCAGAAAAAAAAGUAAGUGUUCAAGACACCUAUGGCUGUAUUAGCUGGGAGCCAAAGCAUUUGCCACUCUCUGAGACUGUGGAGAGUCAACUUGAAAAAAAAGAAGAAAUGAAGACAUUGUUUAAAAAGAACUACAGUACAGAUGUUGUGAAAGAACUAGUCAAGUGCACCUAUUACACCCAGCGUAUAGACAUCAACAAAGGGGCAAGCAUCCAGAAACUAUGCCAGGAAUGGCCCUUUCUCUUCAAUGAAGUUGGUAUGCCAGCACAUUUCCAAGAGCUGACUGGUGUGAAUCUGAUGGAGACCUUCCUCGCCAAUGUAGACAAAAAGGGGGCACGUCUGUUAAAGUUCCUGAGAUAUGUUGAUGUACAAAAACGCAAACAAGUCCUGAAUGCUCUUCUCAAGGUUCAGACUGAGAGAGGUCAAUCCAGUGGUUGUUCGCAAGAAGUCAUUGAGGUGCUGCUUCUUUUACUGGCUCAUUUUGAUGAGAAGGAAGAGCUUCUGUUUCACUGUGUUGAGACAACAAGCCUUGCACAGGAUGUUCAGAUGGAGAAAGUGCCACCAACACCCUUUAUUAUUGUUUGUGAACUGAAUUGGAAAUCCAAAGGUGCUGGAAAGCUUCUUCUCCAACCCUCAAAGCCGGACUUCACCCAUGAGAGCUGACAGCAUGCAAUCAUUUUUGAAGUGACAUUCUCAGAAAUAAAGACGGCCUUCAGAAAAAGUCGAAGAAGAAAUAUUUGAGGCCACCGACUGAAACGAUCUGGAGAAACAGCAAAAACCAACGGCACCCUACACAGCC
Molecule: messenger RNA, 1742 nt
Organism: Archocentrus centrarchus (flier cichlid)
Lineage: Eukaryota; Metazoa; Chordata; Actinopteri; Cichliformes; Cichlidae
Exons: 7
Coding region: 470-1606 (378 amino acids)
Source: RefSeq, a predicted model, not a curated record